Messenger RNA from Limanda limanda (common dab), 1530 nucleotides. RefSeq names its product granzyme B-like. Lineage: Eukaryota; Metazoa; Chordata; Actinopteri; Pleuronectiformes; Pleuronectidae. Gene Ontology annotation, molecular function: serine-type endopeptidase activity. The coding region runs from base 33 to 890 and encodes 285 amino acids. The record is from RefSeq and is a predicted model, not a curated record. Gene Ontology annotation, biological process: proteolysis. The transcript is spliced from 5 exons.
CUCACUUUUGCAGGAAACAACACCUCUGGGCGAUGUUUUUCACACCUACUCAGUUUCCUUUGUCAGGUUGGAAGGUAGUGGAGGUGGGCUGUGCAGCCCCAGUCACACUGUUCAGCUUUCACCUCUUCACAGGGACAAUGAUUCAAACCUUCGGCAUCAUAUUGUUCUUUCAGUUCUUCUCUCUAAAUGGGGCGACUGAGGCCGGCAUCUUCGGUGGUAAAGUUUCGAAGCCUCAUUCCAGACCCUACAUGGCUUCACUCCAGUUUCAUGGACAACACUCAUGUGGCGGGAUCCUCGUCCGGGACGACUUUGUUCUGACUUCAGCUCACUGCAAAAAGCCUCAGACGAUGAUGGUGGUGCUCGGCGCACACAACAUAAGCAAGGAAGAAAAAAGUCAGCAGAAUCUCACAGUGGCAGCUUACUUCACACAUCCAGAGUUCAAUGGACAAUAUGAUUAUGACAUUAUGCUUCUCAAGUUAAAAAACAAAGCAAAACUGAACAAGUAUGUGAAGCCCAUUGGAUUACCGAAGAAAAACGGGAAAACACCUGCCAAUGUAGCAUGUGUGGUUGCUGGCUGGGGCCGAACAGCAGUUAACGGGCCGGCCUCUCAUGUACUGAGGGAAACCACGGAGAAGAUUCAAUUCCCCAAGGAAUGCAAAAAUAUCUGGCAGAAAUACUUCCAUACUCUUCACAUGAUAUGCACCAAGUUUGACAAAAAGAAAGGAGGAAUUUGCCAGGGCGAUUCUGGCGGACCGCUGAUCUGCAACAGCAAACCUCAGGGUAUCACAGCUUUCACUGCCGAGAAUGACUGCGACAAUCCCAAGUUUCCCCAUGUCUUCAUGAACCUACAUUUCUUUCUUCCCUGGAUCAAGAAAACCAUGCAGGGGUAGAAGAGUGUAUAACAACCACUAUUCAGAGGCCAAGAAGUUAUUCCUUUCUUCACUUGAUUAUUAACGCAGCUUAAUAAAGCAAAAUUCGAAUUAAUUUAGCCUGAAAAGGGAAACUGGUACAUGUGAAUGUUUUGCAAAGGUAUGGAAAAAAAAUCACAGAUGCUUUUAUUUCAACCUAACAUCUUGCUGUACAGUUAAAGAAUGUGCCUUCCUUUUUCAAUAAUCCUUGUGCAAGUUUUGUCAACUAUGUACAAAUUUCUUUCUUUAACUCAUCUAAAAACUCUCUUGUCAGCAGCAGGUCUGAGUUAUUUCUGGGUGAAAGUGUGUGUCAGACUGAAUGGCGUGAGGGAGAAAUGGCGGUGUAGCAGACAAGGGCAGAUAUCGAAAGUAUCUCUGUGAGUGUGGUGGUUGUGGUGGAGAAGCCCCCCCAUGCACUCUGAUCAAACCCCGCAGGCCACCGCUGCAGAGCUCAAGCCUCCUCAGUCGUAGUGCAAACUUUUGAAGUUGAAGCGUUUUUUGUCAGUGAAACCUGUCAUCUGCAGAGAGAGGAGACAAAAUGUUUACAAGAAACAGCUCACCUUAAAUGACAUCUCAGUUCUUAUUAAGUCCGUUUCUAAAAUCAAUAAAGUCUGAAAACUCA